Molecule: messenger RNA, 228 nt
Organism: Temnothorax curvispinosus
Lineage: Eukaryota; Metazoa; Arthropoda; Insecta; Hymenoptera; Formicidae
Product: myrosinase 1-like
Exons: 2
Biological process (GO): carbohydrate metabolic process
Molecular function (GO): beta-glucosidase activity
Source: RefSeq, a predicted model, not a curated record
AUGGCAAGCUAUUUGUAUCUCGUAGUCGCUUUUAGCUUUAUUUUUGUUGUCACGCAUAGUUUUGCUGACGACACAUUAUCAUUUCCUAAAGAUUUCCUAUUUGGCACUGCUACAUCCGCUUAUCAAAUAGAAGGAGCUUGGAAUGAAGGCGGUAAGGGCGAAAAUGUUUGGGACCACUUUGUACACGAACAUCCAAAUUUAAUAAGUGAUGGUAGCAAUGGCGAUGUG